GCCACCUCUGGCAUAUGGGACCGGCGCCCUACUCCUUGAGCCACAGGCGCCGCCCUGAACUCUUGCCUUUUGCGGCCAUCACGGGAGAGGCAGCGGCCAACAUAAUGUUCAAUCCCUUUGUGACUUUGGACCGAAGCAAGAACUGCAAAAGGCAUUUCAAUGCACCUUCCCACAUUCGCAGGAAGAUUAUGUCUUCCCCUCUUUCCAAAGAGCUGAGACAGAAGUACAAUGUUCAACCCAUGCCCAUCCGAAAGGAUGAUGAAGUUCAGGUUGUCCGGGGGCAUUAUAAAAGUCAGCAGAGUGGCAAAGCAGUCCAGGUUUACAGGAAGAAAUACGUCAUCUACAUUGAGCGGGUGCAGCGGGAAAAGGCUAAUGGCACAACUGUCCAUGUGGGCAUUCACCCCAGCAAGGUGGUCAUUACUAGGCUUAAACUGGACAAAGACCGCAAAAAGAUCCUUGAACGAAAAGCCAAAUCCCGCCAAGUAGGAAAGGAAAAGGGCAAGUAUAAGGAAGAAACAAUUGAGAAGAUGCGGGAAUAAAAUAAUCUUAUAUGCAACUUUCAUUAAACACUGCUAAAAUGAAAAAAAAAAAA
Nycticebus coucang (slow loris) is the source of this 592-nucleotide messenger RNA. Its product is annotated as 60S ribosomal protein L26-like. The record is from RefSeq and is a predicted model, not a curated record. Gene Ontology annotation, cellular component: cytosolic large ribosomal subunit. The transcript has a single exon. NCBI's taxonomy places the organism in Eukaryota, Metazoa, Chordata, Mammalia, Primates, Lorisidae. Gene Ontology annotation, biological process: cytoplasmic translation; ribosomal large subunit biogenesis. Gene Ontology annotation, molecular function: RNA binding; structural constituent of ribosome. The coding region runs from base 15 to 539 and encodes 174 amino acids.